AUGGAUACUCCUCCAUCACCAUCAAUGGCAGUCUUAUCAGAAGAAAUUCAUGCAUCUCCAACCGAUGAGGCUGCGGUGCCAUUGGUUGCCGUGGCUGGGCCUCGAUCAAAAGUAAUACCGUUGCGUGUGGAGGUAAACCAUGAACAAUUGAAGCCGGCUUCUACUUCUGAGGUAGCCCAACCUACGCGAACAGUAUCAGAAGAAUCCUUGCCAGCAAAAGCAAUAUAUCCUCCGCCUGUUUCACCCACGCAGACCUUUCAGCCGCCCGCUCCGCCUCUUGCCAUGAUGCAUGUCGCCAAAUCACCAACAUCGGCCAAUCCACCAAACUCCAAAUUCAAACGAUGGAGCCGGCGUCGGUCUGAUCUUGAGCCUAGGUCGCCGCCCAUGUCGCCAGUCACCGAUAACUUGGGCAAGAUCAAUCCCUCUGGCUCAAUUGCUUCAUCUAGCGCUUCAUCCGCCUACUCUGCCAACUCUGCCACCAUCCAGAUCCCUCAACCAGGCACCAAUGCCUAUACUUUAAAACCUCAUCGUAAACGUCAACAGUCGGACCCAAAGUAUCUUCGAUUCAUGUCGACAAUCUCCCAAAAUCAAAGACAGACAUCACCUGAGCAGUAUGUCGGCUAUCCAGGGCUUGCAUCUCAUAUGACCGAAACGCAGAACUUGAUCUUCCGUCGCUUCGAUGAUGUCCACGUUCGCCUUCUGUUAUAUCUUCAGGAUCAGAUAUCUCAACUUGAGGCUCAACUCCGGACGCUGGACGAACGUAACAUUGCAGAAAGUGGAAUCCACAACGGCACCUUUCGGGAAGAUGCCGACAAGUUACGAGUUGAUACUAUGGAGAAGCUCCGUAUAUGCGUGGGAGAGUACGAUACAAUGAUCUUAGCAUUCAGCAAGAUGCAGGAGUCCAAGGCGUCCGAGAAGUCGGUUGCACGACUAAAGGAUUGGUUAAAAAAGUACAGUGGUGGAUCUAAUGGUCGUCAAUCCCUUCCAAAAGGUGGUGCAAUUGCAAGGGAGGAGUUGGAAUGGGUUGAAAAAGUCGAUGACUUGACAUAUCUGCCAAUCAGCACGGCUGCUAGCAGUACACCUGUCAAGCAGUCUUCAUUGACGCGGCUGUUUGCUGGCAAGAAAGGAUGA
Endocarpon pusillum Z07020 is the source of this 1131-nucleotide messenger RNA. RefSeq lists its product as uncharacterized. The coding region runs from base 1 to 1131 and encodes 376 amino acids. The transcript has a single exon. The record is from RefSeq and is a predicted model, not a curated record. Lineage: Eukaryota; Fungi; Ascomycota; Eurotiomycetes; Verrucariales; Verrucariaceae.